Messenger RNA from Porites evermanni, 6154 nucleotides. The record is from the annotation of a GenBank genome assembly. Lineage: Eukaryota; Metazoa; Cnidaria; Anthozoa; Scleractinia; Poritidae.
AUGGUUGGAAUCAAAGAAGUUAUUAUAUUUAUGCUCGCUGUGUGCUUGGCAUCUAAUGGCUUGACGAUGUCACUCGCUGCCAAAGAUUCUACAGAAAACGAUAAAGGUGCAAGAUUGUUCAAAGCUCUUGGUAUGUCAAUAUACACAUCAUUUAUCAUGAUAAAAACUCCCAGCGACUCCGACAUAAACUUUGCAUAUAAGACACUAUAAUUGGCUAUAGGCUGUAGUGGUCUCCCUACUAAAUAAUUUUAUGUCUAUAAGUAUAUUGUUUUCUAGUUAGGGGAAGCUAAAUAACGUAAAAUAAAAUAAAAAAUACAAGAUAUAUUUGACCUCAGAUUGGUAUUUAUUAUUAUUUCAAUAACAUUUUAAGACAGUAAGGUAUUACAGUUUCACCUCGUUUCAGAAUGGCUUGCUUACAAAUUUAUUUAGUUUUUGGCUUCAGUUCUUUUAUGAUGCUUCCUCUUUUAUCGCCCAACUCCAAUGAGCUGCAUGUCCAAGGUCAAUGAGGUUGCUUAUUUUACUUUAUUGUUAUUUUUUUAAUAUAUAUUUAGGAGGAACAAACAUCAGACGUUCAUUUUGUGAGGAACCUAUUGUAUGUUUACAGCAUUAUACGAACAAUCUUGCAAGAAAAAUAGUCACAAGUGCAUGCGCACUUGUGGAAUGUGCUAGCUUUUAUACAACAACGAUAUCAACGACAUAUUAUAACGUUAUAACGUGUAGUUGUAUUCUGCAUUGAUUUUAAGACAAACAAGCUGAAUUAAAUUUUAAAGGCUAAAAAGUAAGCCAUUUCUCCUCAGUCUACGCAAUGUUUUUGUCCGGGGGGGCGUACAAAAUGUGGGUGGGGUGUUCUGCUGGGGUCUUGGAAUCCCUUACCCUUCUCAGACCACAAAAAGUUGUUCAAUUUUCCUACUCCGUAGUCAUAUUGGAGUUAAACUGUAUGCCCAAUCCAAGGCUAGAAGUCUUAAUUAAAAAGUGUUUUUUUAGUCAGUAUGCUUUCUCCACGUUACUGCAUGUCCAGGAUCUGUUAACAGUAACGUUACCCUCUCUCCCUUUGACAUCAUCUCAGACAACAAGACAAACUUCAUCAUUUAAUCGGGACAUGAGUGCGUGAAAGGUAGUACUCCUUAUGCUUGAGUACUGAACUGCCAGUUACAUGGUUUUUUAUUCUGUUAUGUUCUACUUGGAUUAUUUGCUUCUAAUUAUAUGACUGGAAAGCUAAAUGCACUUCCACUACUAAGAGUGAGAAUUCACGUACAAUACUUCUUAUCUAUGGAAAUGGCUGUCAACAUAGAAAUCCUCCAACUGAUUGUACGAAACAAAUGACAGCUAAGUACUAAUUUUUAAUGACUAAUGACUUUGGUGACAUGAAAUAAUUUUUCUUCCUCAACGAAGCUGUACCCUUGUAGAAUUAAUGCUUCUUCAAAUAUAUCCUGUAAAUGUUUCGAAGGCGUACUCUUCUUAGAAUCUAGAAUAAAAAGUAGUUGAAUGGUCACAAAAUUUCAAGAAAAUGGUAAUCUGGAAAAGCUUAAUAUUACCUCUUUAGUUAUCAUCGAUAAAAGGUUUUUAAUUAAAAUACAAAUUCUGUGACCAAAUUGAUCCGAGGACUGACAUGGUAUGUUCAGUCAAAUUUUAAAAAUAAUCUGAUUGUAUUAAAAUUUCGUUUUCGAUGUGUAUCACGGAUAUUAACUAAAAUUUAACAUUUCUUUAACAGGUAUUGACAGAUGUUAAUGACACACCAGUCGAGUUACUUGUUAUGGGCAACAAUAGCCUUAAUUGGGCUUGAAAUCCCAUUGGUCGAAACAGCCAGAUAAUUAAAAUCCUCGUUGUAUUAAAAAUACUCUUAAUGAUUAAGCAUUAUAUUUUAUUUAUAUAAUAUGCUUUAAUGUCUUAAGUGUUGCAAGCUGCAAUUGUGUUUUUAAAAGCUUCACAAGAGCAGCUCAACACGUUAAGCAGCGCAGGGUGAGUUUCAGCUCGAAGCAAAAAUAUUUUUGGAAGGUAGUUUAUGUAGAGUACUACAGUUACUUGGGGUGCGUUGAAUUGGGAAAUCUGGAUUUAGAUUUUAAAAUCCGGAUUUCGGAUUUGCGAGCGAACGCGAAAUCCGAAAACGAAUUUCAAAGCUGAGAUAUCUGUUUUUGGAUUUUCAUUUGUACCGUUCGGUUGGGAAAUCCGAAAAAGGAUUUGAAAAACUGUCCUUAAGAACAGCGGUCUUGCACGCGUACGCAUACUUAGAAAAAGGAAGACCACUGUUCACGAGAAUAGUUAUGCAAAUCCUUUUUCGGAUUUCCCAAUCGAACGGUGAAAGGAAAUCCAUGAAAUCUGGAUUUGGAAAUGGACGCGGGGUACAUGCCUUAGGUAUAAAUCAACCCAAAGGUUGGAUAUCUUGGUAAAAUUUACCUUUUCUAUAGUCAUGGUGACGGGAGGGUUCUGUUAGUCAUAGUUUUCUUCCGUUUCUUAAAAUUCCCAGUUUUCUUUUCUUACCACAGUUUAAGAAUUUGAAGCUUUCAAAUAUGCUUAUGUAUUCAUAAUACAUAAUAAUAAUAAUGGGUAUAAUGUUUUGUCGUAAUAUUUUAAAAUGAAUUCUCGAAGAAAAAACUAUCUGGAGACACUGACCAGCUUGCAGCUGUAAUACCCAGGAAAGCAACAUUUAGCAUUUUCACUCCUCCCAUUUCCUUUGACCGUACAAUAUUAGAACUCUAUCUGUUUCAUCCACACGUAAGUGUUAUAUUUAAAAUACUGAUAGAUGAGAUAUUAAUUAUCAUGUUUGCGAGCAAGGUUCGCCCUCCAACCACUGAGCAAUGGGAGGCCUUUGGUCAGGAUCAGGGAACUAAACACACUUCCAAAAGCGUCCUGUGUGUUAAUAAACAACAGAAGGUGUAAAUCGUAAGCGUAGAAAAUAACUGGGAAUAAACCAUAAAAAAUCCUCAUGAAGUAAUGAGAGUGGGAUGCAAAGUGUUCAAUUGCCAAAUCAAUGAAAUUUGGCCAUGAAGUCUCUGAAACCUGUACCAAAGAGAAUUCUGACCAGGUUGGGUAUUUUUUUCCCUUUCAGUCUUUACUAAUUGUUAGUAACAGAUGAUCUGAAGAUCAGUGUAAUAUGCAACAUUAUGGAAGGGGAUAACAGUGUACAGGUAACACAGUUAUCAGACGGCGAAUAUCAUUCCCAGCCGGACGCUUCCCCUAGGCUCAAAUCCCGGUCUCCGAGACAUAUGGUGAAAGAAUUUGUCGACAACACGACACUACAUGGCAUUCGUUAUGCCUUUAUGGAACGCCAUUUUCUCGUUCGCUUUAUCUGGGCUGUGUUGGUAUUGAUCUCUGGUGCCUACUACCUUUACACAGUUCGAACAGCGUUCCAGAAAUACUACGACCGUCCAGUCAAUACCGUGUUGAAGCAUGAGCACGUUGACGAGAUGGACUUUCCAGCGGUUACGAUCUGCUCUCGUAACAUGUUUGACUUAAGCAAAUUACUCAUGACAGAUGACAACCCUGUAUUUAAGUCGAGCGGCUUAAAUAUCACCUCUUGCGCUGUAACUGCAGGGGUUCGAGGUACUCUCCCAUGCGGAUUAGCUAUGCUUUGUUGCUGUUCACCACGCGCACUUGCAAACGUUGCCCCUGAAAUACCAAACUGCACAAGUCGGUAUAAACAAGAUCUUUUGGAUGCUAUGCAGCAAAGUCGUCAUAUCCCAGAUACUGACUCUUUCUUUAGAUACUACGGUCAAGAUAUCAGUGAACUCCUUGGACCUGAGUGCUAUUAUGACUGGAGUGAGACGGAUUGCUAUGAUAAAGAUUUCGUUUCCACGACAACCCAAUGGGGGAAGUGUUACACCUUUAACUCGGGUGCUUACGGCCGGAAGUUAACUGUAACCAGUAGUGGAGUAUCAUCUGGAUUGACAGUCAUUCUUGAUGCACAGACAGAUAAAUAUAGUUAUGGGAAAUUCUCAGAAGGAUUCAAGGUUCUCGUUCAUGGACAAGGCGAGUAUAUCGAUGAAUUGGAAGGAAUCAACGUUGGACCAGGACAACAUGUUAUCAUAGCUUUAACAGAGAAAAGGGUAACAAAUAAUUAAAGAUAUAUACAAUCUUUUUUCGCAUUGAUUUGCAGAUCACUUUUGCAGAAGCUAAACUGAAUAUAUGCUUAUCCAUAUGCUUGUUGUUUCAGGGUGCUCUCGAUGUUUUGUUAGAAGCCAGUUGUAGUGCUCAAAUGUUACCAUCUGUUAUUUUCUAGUGAAUGUUUUUUCCUCUUGUUUUGCUCUUUUUUCAGUACAAAAAUCUUGAAAAGCCAUAUGCCUCUAAUUGCUCCAUGAAAACAUUGAAAACAUUUUCCAUCUACACAAUAGAAGGCUGUCUUUAUGAAUGUGAAGCUGACAACAUCAUAAAAUCAUGCAACUGCCGACCUUCAGAUUACAAAGGUACAUAAGCAUGUUACAGUUUCUAUUUAUUGCAUGAAACAGUCUUCCUCGUGUUUAUUAUAAUUGAUCACCUACUGUAGGUAAUCACUUGGUUUGCUGGCAAUCCUGAUAAAUCACUACAUAGACCAAACUAUGGCCUUUUGUAGGCAAUCAAGGAUUUCCUGUUGGUUUUGUUUUUUGUUGCUGCUGUUGUCGUUUUUGUUCGUUGUUUGUGUCCAUUUAGUACACCCUUACUGCGGGACAAAUUUAGUUAGCAAUGCACAUUCGUUUCUUUUUUAGGAGCUCCAGAUAUUCAUAACUGCUUGAAACCCGAUGAAAUGGACUGCUUUGCAAAGGUGUCGGGUAUGUAUUACAUAUAUUAGUUAAGACCAAGUGAACUUAGUCGAGUUCAAGUCCAGUUCUGCUUAUUCUUAAUGGAUAUGCAAAAUUGUAAGUUAAUAUUACGUCAUCUGAUAGUCAUAUGAUAGUAAUGAAAUUGAAAGACUUAGAUUCCUCAUCGUUUUCGCCCUCUUAACGUAAAUAAUUGUAAUGAUGCUAAUGAUUUUAAUAUUUUGAGAUCCUCAGACAUCCAUAGUUAUAACACUAGAAGAAGGGGAGGGGUAGGGUGGCAGGUCAGUCCCAGAAUCGUAUAAAGAUCCGUUAUUUUGUCUAGCAUCUUUAGAGGAAGACUCGUGUGGAUGUGAGGUUCCUUGCUCAAAGAUCACAUACAUCACUGAUGUGUCCUACUCCAAGUUUCCUAACCGUAUCACCGCUCAAAAGUUUAUUCAAGACGGUUAUUAUGAUGACAUUGAGUAUCAAAGGUAAAUACUCUUUCAAUUUAGCACUACAACAAGAAGUGUCAGAGGUAUUCCUGUCCUAUCUUUAAAAAUAUAGAUUUGCAGAUGUUAAAACCAAUCAUAACAUAAUGAUUUCAUGAACUUCAUCGCAACAUAACAAAAUUUACUUCUUAUCAUAACAUAACAACAUAGACACACCUCAGUUUAAUAUUUUUUUUGCCUAUACAAGAACAAAGAAUAAAAAACAUAGACCACGUCAUCAUAUGCACAUCUGCAUCCUUAUGUCAUUGAGGGACUUAUUAUAUGUGGUUUAUAGAUAUGCAGAUGAUGAAGACUAAAAGUUUUACUCAAAUAACGUUAAUUACUUUUAUUAUUUAGGGAUAACCUCGUGCUUUUGCAAGUUGGUUUUAAGUUUUUGAGUUAUGAGCUACAGGAGGAGCAGCCUGCGUACGACAGAAACUCCCUGUUUGGUAAAAUGAUUCGGUUGUUAGUUUUAUUGAGAAAUAUUAUUAUUAUUUAUUAGCCCAAUGUUGUGUAUGUGUUGCAAAGGUUUUGCGAAAGCUAAAGCCAGGCAACAUAUUUAACCUAAAUAGACCUUUAACAUUUUUUUCAAAGUCACAUUUAUAUUCAUUUUUACUUUGACAUUUUGAGAAAAAGGAUUCGACAGUAUCCACAUGAUCACAUGAGGUACGACCGCGCGCGGUAGGUCUCUAUCACGGUCCAACCAAUUGCAUCCUUUACCACUGAGACAACCUUCCAUAGUAAAAUGAUGAGAUGCUAUUGAUCUAUUAUUGACUGAUAUACGCCAAUUGACAGUUAUUUCCAUAAUAUUUUCCUUUGUUUUGUGUUGUAGGUGAGAUCGGGGGCAACAUGGGCUUAUUCUUGGGAUGCAGUUUGUUAACGAUAUUCGAGUUUCUCGACUUCCUUAUCUCCUUCAUAGUAACACUGAAAAGGCGUUAUUUGAUACAUGCAGCAUGA